This is a messenger RNA of Vanessa atalanta (red admiral), 6544 nucleotides long. It is a transcript of the gene RhoGAP1A, whose product is annotated as active breakpoint cluster region-related protein. Gene Ontology annotation, biological process: protein phosphorylation; intracellular signal transduction; positive regulation of GTPase activity. Gene Ontology annotation, cellular component: membrane. Gene Ontology annotation, molecular function: guanyl-nucleotide exchange factor activity; GTPase activator activity; protein serine/threonine kinase activity. Lineage: Eukaryota; Metazoa; Arthropoda; Insecta; Lepidoptera; Nymphalidae. The transcript has 21 exons. The coding region runs from base 84 to 3863 and encodes 1259 amino acids. The record is from RefSeq and is a predicted model, not a curated record.
UACAUUUUUUACACUAACAGUGAAUACAGUGAUUUCAUAUUAUUACUUUAACAUAAAAUUGACAUGAAAUCGUUUUGUGAGAGAUGAGCGUCUUCGGGGAUUUUCAGCGUGUGUGGGUGCAACGUUUUCCAGAGAGCACUUUACCAGCCGCUUGGGAAGACGAUGUCAGGGCCAAUUUAGCUAAACAUAAACAGAAAGUAGCUAUCCUUAGGGAAGAGCUAGAGAAAGAAGAAUUCUAUGUCGAGUAUUUGGAGACAUUGCUGUCUGAUGUCGAGAAACAUAAAGCUUCCCAAGGAAGUAGGACGGCGCCGCCCUCAGGGAUUGACACGAAUGACGAUAAAACAUCUGAUAGCAAACAAGAUUCUAACACUGACUCACUCUCAAAGAAAAGUGAAACAAGUCUUAAGAGUGAUGACUCAGCGGAGGCUCCUGACUGUGAAGAGGUACACUUGAGAAACAAACCUGUGAAUUUUGCUGAAAGGAGUUCUGUGAACCAAUGCAUAAACGAACUGUCAUCAAACCUUGCAGCAGAAGCUCGAAAACGGUGCAACAGUGAAAUUGUAAAACGAACUGAUAAUGAUAUAAGUGAUGUAGAAUCAACUAAUAAAACUCAAGCUAAAAACCGUCCAGCAUCACAAGCAGGUGAUUUUGUAACAGUGAUUGAAGUUAAUGGUUUAAAAGCAGUUGAGAAUGCUGCUAAGAAAUUGGAUGAAUCACCACCAUCCUCGGAAAGUAGUUCUACAGAUCCCGCAUCUGCUACUAAGAAGAAAGUGCCACCAAAGCCACCCCCAAAAGUUUUCAACAAACGUGGAGCUUCACUACCAGAAUCAGGCUUGGCCGAAGACAGUCCCCCAUCGUCGCUGGGAAGAAGACUACGAAACGCCGAGUCCCGAGAAUCCAUUGCCAGCAGAGCGUCUACACCUUCAAUUAGUGAAAGGGUAAAAAGCUACGAGUCAAUCAACUCAUUGUCUUCGGAACGCAAGCGGUCCGGCGGCGCGGCCACGCCCCUCUCCAUCGACGAGGAGGCCACGUCCUGCACGCCCGACCCGCCCGACGCCUCCGACGACAAGUCGGCGCCGAUAUCGCUAGAGAGCAUUCCCGCCGUCGUGCGCUCCGCCGAGGACGAACCCUACUACGACCAAGUCCCGGUGGACAUCAACGAUGGAGAAUACGUUUAUAUACAAGCAGAAGGCAGGGACCGUUUCCGGGCGCUGUCGGACUGGGGCGUGGUGCCGGCGGGCGCGGGGUCGGAGGACAGCUCGAGCGCGGGCACGCUGCCGCCCGCCGCGUCCGCGCCGCCCGCGCCCGACUCGCCGCUCUGCGCCACCGCGCCCAACUACGUCAACAUACACUACUUCAUACAACAAGCUGGCGAGGGUACCGAACCGAGCGAGACGAGCUCCGAGCUGGCAGACUCCAGCGACACCCCGCUCCUGCUGCGAACCAUUUCAUCGGACACGGAGGCCAGCGCUACGCCGCCGGUUUUAAGAAAACUUCAACAUCAGGAGUCUAACAUCAGCAGUAAUGCAGAGGCCGAGCGUCUCACGAUGCACCGUUGCAUUGUCACAAGUAUCAUAGAAAGCGAGACUGUGUAUGUGGAAUGCCUCUAUGUAAUGGAGAAGUACAUGAACGCUAUAAAAGCCACACUAUCGACGUCUCAACCUGUCAUAACAGAGGAAAAAUUCGGUACGAUAUUCUAUAAAAUAUCGGAGUUGCACGACUUGCACAAGAGUUUCCUUGAAGGCCUAAAAAAUGCUGUCGCCAGUUGGGAAGAACCAUUAUCUGUAGGAAUCCAUUUUAAAAAAAUGGCUGAAAAUAUAAACGUAUAUGGGGCGUUCCUCCACAACUACGGGCGCGCGACGGACGCCGUGCGACGGCGAUGCGCGACCUCGCAGCGCUUCGCCGACCUCACGCGGCAGAUCACGUGUCGCGGACAGCCGAUGUCGCUCGAUGAUCUCCUGCAUAAGCCUGUAGCUCGUGUGCAGAAGAACGCACUAGUUUUACACGAUCUUAUUAAGUACACACCGGCGAGUCACCCCGAUCAUGCGAUGUUAACCGAGGCAUUGAAUAUGACGCAGCAUUUCUUAGACGAAUUCAAUAUUAUACAAACUAAGUCCAUGUUUCCGAACGCAGACAGAGCACAGCGGAGACUCGUAAAAAAUUCUUUUAUCGUCGAACUGUCAGAUGGGCAUCGAAAAUUGAGACAUCUAUUUCUUUUCAACGACGUUAUCGCCUGCGCUAAAUACAAGGCUUCCGGAAGAGAUAAAUUCACUUUCGAGCUGAAGUGGUUCAUUCCGCUGCCGGACAUCGUGGUGGUGGAGGACGAGGGCGCGGGCGGCGCGGCCGAGCGCGAGGCGUCGCCCGCCAACAUCGUGGCGCUCAAGUCGCAGGCCUGCACCGUGCGCGACAUCAUCCUGGCCGAGGAGCGCGCCACGCAGGACGACAAGAAAAUACGUCUGGGAGGUCGCGGUGCGGCGGAAAAACAACGGAAAAAACUUUCGGAGCUCGAAGGACAGCUCGUUCUGGCGUCUCCGAACCUGGUGUUCCGAGUGGGCGCCCGGGCGCCGGGCUCCACGACGCUGCAGCGGCAACACAUAUUCUUCCUCAGCUCGGAAUAUGAACGCACGCAGUGGAUUGAUUCCAUUCAUGCCCUACAGGCAUCGUCUGCACCUCCCGCCGGCACCAGUACUGUAUCAAUGUUAGAACUUCAAGGAUGGGUGACGGCAUGUCGCAGCUACCUGCAGACAGACAUGGGCUCCUACCUCCUUCGGAGCGGUAGAGAUGACUCUUUGCUGCUAGGGGACUUGCAACUACAUAUAGGAGGCAUGACUGCACCUUUGGAUACUUCAGCUGACUAUUACAUCGUGGUGGAGGUGGAUUCGUAUGGGCACUACUUCCGCAAGGCGAAGUCUAAGCUGGUGUGUCGCAGUGCGCAGCCACGCUGGAACGAGAGCUUCACGCUCGACCUCGAGGGCUCGCAGAACUUACGGCUGCUGCUCUACGAGGAUGCCGCUCGUCCGGUUCUCCGGGGGAAGUGUACGCUUAAGCUGUCCCGCGAGUGGGUGGGCGAGAGCGUGUCGCGCACGGUGUGCGUGGGCGGCGGCUCGCUGCCGCUGCGCGUGCGCUUGUUGCCGCCCGAGCGCUCCGCGCGACACGUGCCCAGCGCCAAGCCCGGCGCGCUCUUCGGCGCCAAAAUCACGCACGUCGCCAAACGUGAAAAACGGAACAUCCCUUUCAUUAUAAGCGCGUGCGUGCGCGAGGUGGAGCGCCGCGGCAUCGGCGAGGUGGGCAUCUACCGCGUAUCCGGCAGCGCCUCCGACCUCAACCGGCUCAAGAAGAGCUUCGAAACUAAUGCAUACGAAGCUGAACAGUUAUUAAAAGAGGUUGACGUACACUCUGUGACUGGAGUAUUGAAGCUGUACUUACGUGAAUUGCCGGAGGCAUUGUUUACUGACGCUUUAUAUCCAGAAUUGUUACGGGCUUGGGGAUCAACACAGGGUGCUGGGGCCUCUACAGAUUCAGGGCCGGCACACACGAGGCGCCACGCACUACUCAAAUGUUAUGCACAACUUCCAGACCUCAAUAAGAAUUGUAUUGAUUUUCUCCUUAAUCAUUUUGUCAAAGUUAAUCAGCACGAAGGCGAGAACAAGAUGUCUCUGCACAACCUGGCUACCGUAUUCGGGCCGACGCUGUUGCGGCCGAGCGCGGCGGGCGGCAAGCUGCGCGCAGACCAGCUGGCGGCCGGCACCGUGGAUGCCAUGGCGCAGGCCGGCAUCCUCUACACGCUGCUGCAACAACGACACCUCGCGCAGCACCUGUCCGCGCACCGCCCGCACGCCAACCCGCCGCCGUUACUCGAUUGAACUUCAUAUUGAGUCACCUUAUCUGUUAUACCAUCGACCUAAUUAUUUUUAAAUUUAAAAUCUGCGUCGCAAUAAUUGUUUUAGUUUGAAUGGGAAAACCGGUAAUGUGUAUCUCGCAGUCAACUGGUUUAGUUAGAUUUUCAAUCAUCAGUCUAAGCAUUUUAUUAAACGCCGCCGUUCAAUCAGAACAAAGCAACACAGCAAAAAGUUUAGGAUGUUAAUUCAAUGGCCAAUUAAGCUACUUGCCCGCGGCAUACUUCACAUUCUAAGCUGACACAAACUCGAUAUUCACAAAUCUGAAUUUUCAUGCUGAGAUUAAAUAAAGAGCAAAAUAAACAUGUAUUAUAAAUAAUUUCUUGCACCAUAAGAGAUUGAUAAACUAAUAAGAUAAUUCAGUUAAAAGAUGGAUUAUAUUCAAAACCACUGCCGACAGUAUUAGGAAACAAAAACUUUACUUCUGCAGUCAACAAAAAAUGUUGUUGAAAAACAUUUUUUUUAAUGUUGUUUCUAACAGGUUUUAUUAGUAUGAAUUAAAUCAAAUCUUAGGAAAACAUGUUUAAAAUACCUUUGCUUUUUGUUUUUUAAACACUUUAGAUUAUGUACAUUAGCUUUACACUAUCAAGUACGUUUUAUCUAAGCAAUAGCUCAAAAUAAAUAUUUCAAUGCCAUACUUAAUAUUUUGAAUUCUACCCGAUUCAAAGAUGAUAAAAAUGAUAGUUGUGUAAAUCUUAAGUCACUAAAAUUUAUUAACUAGUAUUAUUAUUAUCAUAUUAAAACUUCACUUGUCAUCACAAAUUCCGAGUGGCCACUCUCGUUUAUAUUCAGAAUAAUUUAUGGCACGAAAUGUAUGUGAAAUAAUAUCACAAAAUGCACUUCCUGACCUGACUGGGUGUUUUUUGUAAUCCAUUCAUUCAAGAAUUGAUUCUAUCGACGCUAAUUAUAUAAGAACACCAUAAAUAACGAAAUAAGUAUUGAUAGUCAUAUUAUAAGAAAAAGUUCGACUAUGUCGUAAUAAAUUAUUACAUUUAGAGUUAUUUUACAAGUGCUAGUGACAAGGUAUAGAAAAAUCAAUCUUACAUAUAGAUACAACUAAGUAUAUUUGUAUUUCUAUAUUAUAUUUUGCAUGCUUUUAUAUUGCAAUCGUUGUUAAAACAUUCCAUAAAACGAAACAGACUGAAUGUAGUAAUAUCUUUUAGAGUGUAUUUUGCACAAAAUCUAGAUACUGGGAAGUAGGUAACUAGGUUUCCUGAAUCAAUGAUUCGUAACAUGUGUAAAAUAAAAUUAUUGCAUCUAAAUUAAAAAGAAUGUCAUAAAAAAAAGUGUGUAUUAUUUAUUUUAAUUCUUAAAAUGUUUUUUUCAUCAAUAACUAAGAACAUACAAAAUUAUUUAUAAUUAUAGUUUUUUUAAGUUAUUAAGUGAAUAGCUAUAUUACUAUUAUAUUAGUUACCUACUUCUUACAUCGCUGUAUUAUGUACACACUAUGUACAAGUAAAUGAUCCCUAAUGUUGGUAGUCAUUGUUAUUGUGUAAGCAUCUUAUUUGCAUUUCAAUAAGUAUUUAAAGGGACCGAAAAUGUAAAAAAAAAUUUAGCUUAAUACAAUGGACUGAUAAUAAUAACUUUGUAAGUUUAUUUUUUUUUCAAAAAUCUUUUGUAAAAAAGAAUAAAAUUAAUUCCUGGAUCAACCAUAACAAACUUAAUUCCAUAUUACAGCAUUUUCAUUACUAGUCGUGCAUAUUAUAGUAUUAUGUUCACUUAAUGAAUCGAUAAAAUUGUAAAAACAAGAUAUUGCCUCAGCAUAUUAUUCCGAUAGCAUAACAUUCUUAUAUGUUAUUUGCAAGUAGUUUUUAUGAUGUUAAAUUAGUACUUAAUAUAUGACAAGCUACCAAAAACGAAAAUUUUAGAACAAAGUUAUGUUUCGUUUAUAGUUUCUAUAGAUUUUGUUGAUAACCAUUAACAUUAUUAAUGAUUCUUUUAUAUUGUUGAGUAAUAUAUUUGUCCCUUAGUUUAGUUAUUUUUUCUAUGUACCAAGACUCUCUCACCAAAGAUUCCAAACAAGCAAGUAGCCAGCUUAACUAGCAAGCUUUUGAUUUUAUUCUUAAAAUUCUUACAUUUUUCUGAAACAUUCGUUGGUUUUAUAUCAUGUAUUAUUUAGGUUAGAAUGAAAUUGUUUUAUAUAUUUUAUAAGUAUAUUUUAUUAUAAAUACUGGUUCAAUUAAUGCUUGACUAUGUGGUCCAACUUUGUUUAUUCUCUCUAAAGAGUAUUAAUUAUUUUGGUGAAUCUUAAAACCAUAUGUAUGCCACAGCAAUACCAUUUUUCCUUAAAUUAUUAAGGAAAUAAUAUGUUUACAUACCUUCCAAUUCUCCAAUAUUUAGAUAUCUUUAAAUGUAUGCCCAAGUACCUUAGUGUUUAUUCAAUAAGUUUGUUUUAGAAAAAACAAGAUAAAAAGACAUUAAGAUAUUAAAGCAAAAGCAAAUAUGUACUAAUCAAACAGUAAAUAUUGGAACCAAUUUACGUAAAUAAUAAAUAAACAUUGGCACUAUUGCUGUAGGGUGUGAUGCUUUUUAUAUACAUACUUAUAUGUAAUUUAAAUGUUUAAGGGACAUCACAAAGAUUUCGUAAUAGAAAACAUUUUUCUUGUACUUUUUUAAUAAUUUCUUUAUAGCUUACCACUUACAUUUAA